AUGGAAAUAGAUGUCGGAAGCGAGAAGUAUAACAUGAAAUACAUAUUGCUUUGGACAACAGUUAAUAAUUCUUUAAGCAAUAUUGGAGAUGGCCAGACUCCGUUUAUUGAUCAUGCAUGUUUGUAUACAAAUUGUUUCUUGACAACUGAUAAAUAUCUUUUAAAUGAAGAUUAUAUAAACUUUGAUGCACUUAUCUUUGAUGUGAACGAUUUGAGGAAUUGGAACGAAAUGACCUUUCCAGAGACAAGAUCAUUACACCAAAAGUAUAUCUUUCACAGUGAUACUUCAUCUUAUGAUGCACCCAUCUGCAACUACAUAGCGGACAAUUAUUUUAAUUGGACUUGGACUUAUAAGCUGAAUUCUGAUAUUGUCAAUCCAUUUAUUGAGAUAAAAGACUUUGAAGGAAAUGUGUUAGCCCCAAAAGAAUCAGUUGCGUGGGAGUCUAAUAUAACAGAAGUAACUGAAGAGGAAAUUAAAUUCUUUAAGGAGAAAAGAAAGACAAUGGCUUGGAUAGUUUCAAAAUGUAAUACGGUAAAUGACAGAAUGAUGUUUGCUAAAAUGCUGCGUAGUGCAUUUCAGAAGAACUCGCUUGUUUUUGAUAUAUAUGGCUGUGGCUAUCUUGAAUGUCCAAAAGGUGGAUGUCUAGAGAUAAUAAAAAAAGAAUAUUAUUUUUAUUUUGCUGCUGAAGAAUCAAAUACCGAAGAUUAUGUAACGGAUGAAGUUAUCACAGCUUACAGUAAUUAUGCUGUACCAAUUGUCUUCGGAGGGGCAAAUUAUAGCAAAUUUCUACCUCAAGGCUCAUAUUUGAAUGCUAGAAGUACUGGUUUCGAGCAGCUGAUCGCAUUAAUUCAGUAUAUCCUAAAGAAUCCCGAAAUAUACUAUCAUUUCCACCGCUGGAGAAAACAUUACACUAUAAACAAAACUGAGAGAUAUAAAGGAAUCUGCGAAAUUUGUGCAUAUCUUAACGACGAAGGCAAAUUCAAAACUGUGAGCAUUAAAGAGGACUUCAGAAAAUGGUGGUAUUCUGGUAUAUUAUUUCAGCGAUGCAUUCCAAAAGAAUUCAGUAUGGCAGCAUUUUCAAGUGACUGGUUAGCAUAUCGCAGAGAUCGCCUGUUCGCAUAUUCAGGAGCUCUUUGUUCUGACCCCACUUCUCUCCUUCGCUAUGCAAAA
Brenthis ino (lesser marbled fritillary) is the source of this 1170-nucleotide messenger RNA. Lineage: Eukaryota; Metazoa; Arthropoda; Insecta; Lepidoptera; Nymphalidae. The record is from the annotation of a GenBank genome assembly.